This is a messenger RNA of Closterium sp. NIES-65, 3960 nucleotides long. The record is from the annotation of a GenBank genome assembly. NCBI's taxonomy places the organism in Eukaryota, Viridiplantae, Streptophyta, Zygnematophyceae, Desmidiales, Closteriaceae.
AUGGGCGCAGGAGGAGGAAUGGGCGCAGGAGGAGGAAUGGGCGCAGGAGGAGGAAUGGGCGCAGGAGGAGGAAUGGGCGCGGAGGGAAUACUCGGCGCUGGUGAAGGCAUUGACUCCAGUGGAGGCCUGGGAGCAAGAGUACUGGGGAUGACAGUAGGAGGACUGGGAUCAGGAGGGAGGCUCGGUGCAAGAGGAGGGGUGGGACCAAGGGGAACGGGCACAGGGGAAGGAGUGGGCGCUGUGGAAAGAGUGGGGCCAUGGGGAGGAGUGGGCGCAGGGGUGGGAAUGGCCGUAGGAGGAGGAGUGGGCGAUGAGGAGGUGCUGGGAGCAGACGAUGGGCUGGGAGCAGAGGAAGAGCUGGGAGCUGAUGAGGAGCUGUGCGACGAGGGCGCCAUGAGGGCGGCGCCCCUACUUCUACCUGCCAACGUGCGUCUCGUGGCCGGCAUUCGCCUCUACUCCAGAGGGGCAGGUGAGACGCUUCAGGGAUCGAGUGAGGGGAACGGGGGCAUUGGAGGAGCAAGGCGUGUAUGCAUGAUAGGUGCAUUCCCUGCUUUCCCCUCCUCUCAUUCCCUGCUUUCCCCUCCUCUCAUUCCCUGCUUUCCCCUCAUCUCCUUCCCUGCUUUCCCCUCCUCUCAUUCCCUGCUUUCCCCUCAACUCAUUCCCUGCUUUCCCCUCAUCUCAUUCCCUGCUUUCCCCUCAUCUCCUUCCCUGCUUUCCCCUCAUCUCAUUCCCUGCUUUCCCCUCAUCUCAUUCCCUGCUUUCCCUUCAUCUCAUUCCCUGCUUUCCCCUCAUCUCCUUCCCUGCUUUCCCCUCAUCUCAUUCCCUGCUUUCCCCUCAUCUCAUUCCCUGCUUUCCCUUCAUCUCAUUCCCUGCUUUCCCCUCAUCUCAUUCCCUGCUUUCCCCUCAUCUCAUUCCCUGCUUUCCCCUCAUCUCCUUCCCUGCUUUCCCCUCAUCUCAUUCCCUGCUUACCCCUCAUCUCAUUCCCUGCUUUCCCCUCAACUCAUUCCCUGCUUUCCCCUCAUCUCAUUCCCUGCUUUCCCCUCAUCUCCUUCCCUGCUUUCCCCUCAUCUCAUUCCCUGCUUUCCCCUCAUCUCAUUCCCUGCUUUCCCUUCAUCUCAUUCCCUGCUUUCCCCUCAUCUCCUUCCCUGCUUUCCCCUCAUCUCAUUCCCUGCUUUCCCCUCAUCUCAUUCCCUGCUUUCCCUUCAUCUCAUUCCCUGCUUUCCCCUCAUCUCAUUCCCUGCUUUCCCCUCAUCUCAUUCCCUGCUUUCCCCUCAUCUCCUUCCCUGCUUUCCCCUCAUCUCAUUCCCUGCUUACCCCUCAUCUCAUUCCCUGCUUUCCCCUCAUCUCAUUCCCUGCUUUCCCCUCAUCUCAUUCCCUGCUUUCCCCUCAUCUCCUUCCCUGCUUUCCCCUCAUCUCAUUCCCUGCUUUCCCCUCAUCUCCUUCCCUGCUUUCCCCUCAUCUCAUUCCCUGCUUUCCCCUCAUCUCAUUCCCUGCUAUCCCCUCAUCUCAUUCCCUGCUUUCCCCUCAUCUCAUUCCCUGCUUUCCCCUCAUCUCAUUCCCUGCUUUCCCCUCAUCUCAUUCCCUGCUUUCCCCUCAUCUCAUUCCCUGCUUUCCCCUCAUCUCAUUCCCUGCUUUCCCCUCAUCUCAUUCCCUGCUUUCCCCUCAUCUCCUUCCCUGCUUUCCCCUCAUCUCAUUCCCUGCUUUCCCCUCAUCUCAUUCCCUGCUAUCCCCUCAUCUCAUUCCCUGCUUUCCCUUCAUCUCAUUCCCUGCUUUCCCCUCAUCUCAUUCCCUGCUUUCCCCUCAUCUCAUUCCCUGCUUUCCCCUCAUCUCAUUCCCUGCUAUCCCCUCAUCUCAUUCCCAGCUUUCCCCUCAUCUCAUUCCCUGCUUUCCCCUCAUCUCAUUCCCUGCUAUCCCCUCAUCUCAUUCCCUGCUUUCCCUUCAUCUCCUUCCCUGCUUUCCCCUCAUCUCAUUCCCUGCUUUCCCCUCAUCUCAUUCCCUGCUAUCCCCUCAUCUCAUUCCCUGCUUUCCCUUCAUCUCAUUCCCAGCUUUCCCCUCAUCUCAUUCCCUGCUUUCCCCUCAUCUCAUUCCCUGCUAUCCCCUCAUCUCCUUCCCUGCUUUCCCCUCCUCUCAUUCCCUGCUUUCCCCUCAACUCAUUCCCUGCUUUCCCCUCAUCUCAUUCCCUGCUAUCCCCUCAUCUCAUUCCCAGCUUUCCCCUCAUCUCAUUCCCUGCUUUCCCCUCCUCUCAUUCCCUGCUUUCCCCUCAUCUCCUUCCCUGCUUUCCCCUCAUCUCAUUCCCUGCUUUCCCCUCAUCUCAUUCCCUGCUUUCCCCUCAUCUCAUUCCCUGCUAUCCCCUCAUCUCAUUUCCAGCUUUCCCCUCAUCUCAUUCCCUGCUUUCCCCUCAUCUCAUUCCCUGCUUUCCCCUCAUCUCAUUCCCUGCUUUCCCUUCAUCUCAUUCCCUGCUUUCCCCUCAUCUCAUUCCCUGCUUUCCCCUCAUCUCAUUCCCUGCUUUCCCCUCAUCUCAUUCCCUGCUAUCCCCUCAUCUCAUUCCCAGCUUUCCCCUCAUCUCAUUCCCUGCUUUCCCCUCAUCUCAUUCCCUGCUAUCCCCUCAUCUCCUUCCCUGCUUUCCCCUCCUCUCAUUCCCUGCUUUCCCCUCAACUCAUUCCCUGCUUUCCCCUCAUCUCAUUCCCUGCUUUCCCCUCAUCUCCUUCCCUGCUUUCCCCUCAUCUCAUUCCCUGCUUUCCCCUCAUCUCCUUCCCUGCUUUCCCCUCAUCUCAUUCCCUGCUUUCCCCUCAUCUCAUUCCCUGCUUUCCCCUCAUCUCAUUCCCUGCUAUCCCCUCAUCUCCUUCCCUGCUUUCCCCUCAUCUCAUUCCCUGCUUUCCCCUCAUCUCAUUCCCAGCUUUCCCCUCAUCUCAUUCCCUGCUUUCCCCUCCUCUCAUUCCCUGCUUUCCCCUCAUCUCCUUCCCUGCUUUCCCCUCAUCUCAUUCCCUGCUUUCCCCUCAUCUCAUUCCCUGCUAUCCCCUCAUCUCCUUCCCUGCUUUCACCUCCUCUCAUUCCCUGCUUUCCCCUCAACUCAUUCCCUGCUAUCCCCUCAUCUCCUUCCCUGCUUUCCCCUCAUCUCAUUCCCUGCUUUCCCCUCAUCUCAUUCCCUGCUAUCCCCUCAUCUCCUUCCCUGCUUUCCCCUCCUCUCAUUCCCUGCUUUCCCCUCCUCUCAUUCCCUGCUUUCCCCUCAUCUCCUUCCCUGCUUUCCCCUCAUCUCAUUCCCUGCUUUCCCCUCAUCUCAUUCCCUGCUAUCCCCUCAUCUCCUUCCCUGCUUUCCCCUCCUCUCAUUCCCUGCUUUCCCCUCAACUCAUUCCCUGCUUUCCCCUCAUCUCAUUCCCUGCUUUCCCCUCAUCUCCUUCCCUGCUUUCCCCUCAUCUCAUUCCCUGCUAUCCCCUCAUCUCAUUCCCUGCUUUCCCCUCAUCUCAUUCCCUGCUUUCCCCUCAUCUCAUUCCCUGCUUUCCCCUCAUCUCAUUCCCUGCUAUCCCCUCAUCUCCUUCCCUGCUUUCCCCUCCUCUCAUUCCCUGCUUUCCCCUCAACUCAUUCCCUGCUUUCCCCUCAUCUCAUUCCCUGCUUUCCCCUCAUCUCCUUCCCUGCUUUCCCCUCAUCUCAUUCCCUGCUAUCCCCUCAUCUCCUUCCCUGCUAUCCCCUCAUCUCAUUCCCUGCUUUCCCCUCAUCUCAUUCCCUGCUUUCCCCUCAUCUCAUUCCCUGCUUUCCCCUCAUCUCAUUCCCUGCUUUCCCCUCAUCUCAUUCCCUGCUUUCCCCUCAUCUCAUUCCCUGCUUUCCCCUCAUCUCAUUCCCUGCUUUCCCCUCAUCUCAUUCCCUGCUUUCCCCUCAACUCAUUCCCUGCUUUCCCCUCAUCUCAUUCCCUGCUUUCCCCUCAUAAGGCCCUGCACUAGCUGUUGCCGUCGUCCCUGCGUGUAA